AUGAAUUUUAUUAAAACUAAUAAAAUUUUUGUAGCAUUUCUAUUUCUUUAUUUAACAUUUAUUCAAUUUGGAGAAAGUUUUUUAUCAAGUUUGAAUUUAGAAAAUCUUAAUAUAAUAAAAAAACGUGGUUUAACACUUGGUGCUACAGGAACUCUUGCUGAACAAUUAGCUAAAUAUCAUGAAGAAAAUCAAAAAGAACGUGUAACAGAACAUUUUAAAGAUCCUUCUGAUCCAAACUCUUAUGGAUAA
Molecule: messenger RNA, 249 nt
Organism: Strongyloides ratti
Lineage: Eukaryota; Metazoa; Nematoda; Chromadorea; Rhabditida; Strongyloididae
Exons: 1
Coding region: 1-249 (82 amino acids)
Source: RefSeq, a predicted model, not a curated record